Impatiens glandulifera is the source of this 1632-nucleotide messenger RNA. RefSeq names its product probable magnesium transporter NIPA4. The record is from RefSeq and is a predicted model, not a curated record. Bases 298 to 1365 code for a protein of 355 amino acids. Lineage: Eukaryota; Viridiplantae; Streptophyta; Magnoliopsida; Ericales; Balsaminaceae. Gene Ontology annotation, molecular function: magnesium ion transmembrane transporter activity. Gene Ontology annotation, cellular component: membrane. Gene Ontology annotation, biological process: magnesium ion transport. The transcript has 9 exons.
UCUCUCUCUCUCUCUCUCUCUCUCUUCCAUUUUGCAUUUUCUUUCACCGGUCACCACCAGUCUCAGCUAUUCACACCACCGUUCAUUCCAUCUUUCUCCGCCUCCACGUCGACAGAUCUUCUCCGUUCUGGGUCUCAUCGGCUGAUACUUUUUUGGUAUCCCCUGCAACCUAUAAAAGCCAUAUAUACUCCUUCUUCACCUGCUAAGAUCUACUGGAAGUGUUAGUCGCCGUCGAAGUUGCAGUCUUUCGGUACAGAUGACCUGUUAAGAGCUGGGUUUAUCUUGCUUUGCUUUGAUAUGGCAGCGGUGACAUCGCCGGAAGCGCAUCACAGCUGGACGGACUCUUACAAAGGGAUGUCCGCUGAUAACAUCAAAGGAUUAGUGUUGGCAUUGUCUUCUAGCUUCUUUAUUGGUGCAAGCUUCAUUGUGAAGAAAAAGGGUCUGAAAAAGGCCGGCGCUUGUGGAGUUAGGGCAGGUGUGGGAGGUUACUCAUACUUAUAUGAACCACUAUGGUGGAUUGGCUUGAUCACAAUGAUUGUCGGAGAAAUUGCUAAUUUCGCAGCUUAUGCAUUUGCACCUGCUAUAUUGGUAACUCCACUUGGUGCACUCAGCAUUAUAAUCAGUGCUGCACUUGCUCAUGUUAUGUUAAAGGAAAAGCUACAUAUCUUUGGGAUUCUUGGUUGUGUUCUCUGUGUGGUGGGUUCUACCACAAUUGUUCUACAUGCCCCUCAGGAACGUACAAUCGAAUCAGUCCCAGAAGUAUGGCAUCUUGCAACAGAGCCUGGUUUUCUUCUCUAUUUUGUUAUUGUACUGACAACUGUUUUUGUACUCAUAUUCCAUUAUAUCCCUCAAUAUGGACAAACGCAUAUAAUGUGUUACAUUGGAGUUUGUUCGUUGGUUGGUUCUUUGUCUGUGAUGAGUGUGAAAGCUCUAGGAAUUGCCUUGAAGCUGACCUUAUCAGGAAUUAAUCAACUAAUAUAUCCCCAAACAUGGGUCUUUGCCAUUGUUGUUGCUACAUGUGUGAUUACCCAAAUGAAUUAUCUGAAUAAGGCUCUUGACACAUUCAACACCGCUGUUGUAUCUCCCAUCUACUAUGUUAUGUUUACAUCUCUAACCAUACUAGCUAGUGUAAUCAUGUUCAAGGAUUGGGAUAGACAGAAUCCUACCCAAAUUGUGACAGAAAUGUGUGGUUUUGUGACAAUCCUUUCUGGGACAUUUCUUCUCCACAAAACUAAGGACAUGGGUGACAGUGGACUGAGCACCUCUCCAUCGAUGAGGCUUCUGAAGCAUGCAGACGAUGAAGAGGCUUUUAUGCAAGAAGGUAUUCAGCUGAGAAAGCAAGAUUCAUUGAGAUUGCCGUUAUAAGAAUUUCUUAUAAUGGAACAAAAGCGCACUCAUUUGAGGUACAACAUUGGCUUCUUAUUCUUAUUAUUUUCUCUUUUUGAUAUGUAAUAUACAACAGAGAGAAGACAAGGGAGAGUGGGAUAUCACAAAUAUAGUUAUAAUAGAGAAAUGUAAUUUCAUGAUUGAGAAUAAUAGUGUUGGAUUAUUGAUUUUAUUUAGGUCAGAAUUCAGAACCAUAGUUGUUCGAGAUCAAAAUUCUUUUCUUUUUAUGGCAAAGCAAACCAAUUA